This is a messenger RNA of Impatiens glandulifera, 1044 nucleotides long. RefSeq names its product microtubule-associated protein RP/EB family member 1-like. NCBI's taxonomy places the organism in Eukaryota, Viridiplantae, Streptophyta, Magnoliopsida, Ericales, Balsaminaceae. Gene Ontology annotation, molecular function: calmodulin binding. The transcript has a single exon. The record is from RefSeq and is a predicted model, not a curated record. Bases 1 to 1044 code for a protein of 347 amino acids.
AUGUCAACAACACAAGCAAAAACACAAGCUAUUGGGAAGGAGAAGAGAGUGUCAUCGCCUUUGGUUCGUUCCCAACCCCGAAUCGUCUCCAAGCCCACAACUACCACCUCAAAGCCCGUUUCAAUCGCCACCUCGCGCACGCCCAAAGCAAUAACAACCGCCUCAAGGCCUUCUUCAACUGUCUCACCUAAACCAACGAACGCCGCAACCUUAAAAAGUACAAAUUCGUUGAACAAGGACAAAAGACCGCUCUCUUCCACCACUCGUAGUGUCGAAAAGCCACGACCUUUGAAUAGAAGAGAGUCGUUCAGCAAUGCCACGCCCUCGGUUCGGAUCCAAAGGUCUCUUAGCACGGCCAAAACCGUGGGAGAUCAUAAACUUGCCCAACCGAAAUCAGCUCCUUCUCUCAAAACACUAGACAAGAGCGUGAGCAAAUCGAAAACAAGCGAUCUAAGGAGCCCUCGCUCAUUGUCGGCUAAUAGAAAGCCUAAAGAAGAGGCGGAAUCGGAAACAGAGCCCGAGAGGAUCAUUUCUCACGACAACAAAGAAGUUUUGAUUGAUUCCAACGAGACGGAAGAUAGUGCGGUUGAAGAUGAGCGUUGUGAUCAUCUGCACGUUGACGAGACAACAGACUAUGCUUGUCGAGAUGAAAUAGAACAAAAACAAGAACAAGAUGAAACUGAAAUCCACAUUGAAAUGAAUAAGGAACAAAUCAAUAUCGAAAAGCAUAGUGAUCAUCAUAAUUGUAAUGAAAAUGAAUUAGAAGAGAAAGCAAUAGAAUCAACCAACAACGAUAAAAAAGAAGAAAGUUUCUUGAAGGCGUCGGAAAUAAGGAGAAGAAUGGAAGCUCAAGCGGGGAGCAAUGAGGCGGUUACGCCGCGGGUGGUGCGAGGCGGCAGCUGGCCAUUCCACAAGAAGGAAGUGGCGGCUCCGGUGAGCAAUGAAGUAAUAGAGGAGACCACAAGUAAGUUGAUAAAAGAGAAUAAGAAAAAUAGAGUGUUGGCAAUGGUGGGAGCUUUUGAAACUGUUAUGUCUAAUCAAUAA